AUGGCUGAUCCGGCGACAUCAGGGAUGUAUUUUACCCCUAAGCGGACACUGGAAUACCUACGAGCACUACUAGAUCCGCAGAACGAGAUAGUCUGCGAAAGAAACAGAUCAAAACUGCUGCUUGCCCUCGUUCCCGACUUCCUGACGAUUCAUCCAUGCUCAGAGGUGAUACGGGAGUUCGAAACGAAGCUCAACGCACACUCGACGGAACCUGACUCCGGGCCUUCCCUCCCUCCUCCUUUCCUACUGGGAGCCCAGGAUUGUUUCUGGGAGGCAUCGGGCCCGUAUACAGGGGAGAUUUCACCUUCCUGUCUACGCUCGAUGGAUGUGUCGAUAGUUGAGCUGGGCCAUGCAGAGCGUCGAGCAAUCUUCAGGGAAACGGAUGAGCAAGUCGGGCGCAAAGCUGCAGCUGUGAGUGCACAGGGUAUGGUCCCACUUGUCUGUGUGGGUGAAAUACCCGUCCCUGGCCCGGUGAUGUCAGAGGCUGUCGGAGUGGCGGUAAAGGAGUGUGAGGUUCAGGUCAGGGCCGUGCUGGAUGCGAUUCCAGCAGAUGCGCCGUGUAUCUUUGCUUAUGAGCCUGUAUGGGCAAUUGGGAAGCCAGUCCCGGCGGGCGUGGACCAUAUCGCAGCUGUGGUUCAGGGGAUACGUACGGUAAUUGAUGGGGUACGCGGGAAGAGCAGAGGAGAGGUGAGAGUGAUAUACGGAGGGAGCGCUGGGCCGGGCCUGUGGGGACAAGGAGGGCUUGGUAAAGCAGUUGAUGGCAUGUUUUUGGGUCGGUUUGCCCAUGAGAUCGAGGGAGUGAAGAAGGUAGUCCGAGAAGUCGAAGAGAGUCUUUGA
This is a messenger RNA of Microsporum canis CBS 113480, 837 nucleotides long. RefSeq names its product triosephosphate isomerase. The record is from RefSeq and is a predicted model, not a curated record. The transcript has 2 exons. NCBI's taxonomy places the organism in Eukaryota, Fungi, Ascomycota, Eurotiomycetes, Onygenales, Arthrodermataceae. Gene Ontology annotation, biological process: glycerol catabolic process; glycolytic process; gluconeogenesis. Gene Ontology annotation, molecular function: triose-phosphate isomerase activity. The coding region runs from base 1 to 837 and encodes 278 amino acids. Gene Ontology annotation, cellular component: cytosol.